UCUCUCUGGUACUGGCGGCGCUGGAGAUGUUGAGAUCUGGCCAAAAUCAUCGCUAGUAGUUCAUUGUUAUCAUUGUUAUAUAGUCAUAGUUGGGAACAUGUAUUGAGUGCUGUUAAUUUAUUUUAAUUAUCCAUGUAAAAAUUAUCCCAUAUAUAUUCAAAUGUGUUGACCAUGUCAGAAAACACGAAAACCGUUUUAAGACCAAGAGUUAGAUUCUCUCAACUUUCUAAUAAAGAGCAAAAUAAUGGAACUGUUAAAGAAUCUUGUAAGAAUCGUACAAAUUUACAAAUAAAUGGUCCCAAAAUUAAAAAUAUUGUAACUCUUGAAAGACCUGUUAGAAUAAUGAGUUCUACAGAGCAUACUGAUAUUCAUGAAAAGGACAUACCUUUGAAGAAUUGUGAAAUGAAAGUCGCAGUAUGUUUUGAUGAUAAAGCAUCUAAGAAUACUCAAAAUACAUCAUUGUUUAAUGAUAAUGUGUCAGAAACUGAGCUUCCAAAAACUUUACACAAUGUAAAUACUCAAAACAUGAAAGAAAUUGAUAAAUUAUUGCAACUAGAUAAAAAUAGAUGCAUGGAAAAUAAUAUUUUGAAACAUUGUAGAAGAAUUUUACAACAAAAAAACAAAGAAAAUAAAACUACAGUAUCAAACAAAAUUAUGUUGAAUAAAAAUAUUAAGACAAAAAUAAAAGAUGAUCAAUAUGAACAGCCAAUUGUAUGCAAUAAGUUACAACUAUUUAGGAACAAUAAUGAUAUGCAGAAAAUAGAUACUAUAAAUUCUAAUACAACGGAAAUAAUGAAGUUAAAAUCUGUACCAAGCAUUAUGAAAAGAACUGAGAAGCAAACCAAAACAAAAAUAUUCAAUGCAAAAUCUACUAUACCUGAUGUUAUACCAUAUUAUAAAUAUAUCAAACCUAGAAUACAAAAUAAAGGACUUGUUAAAAAAAAUGUAUUACAUAAUAUAACAGGCCCUAAAAUUGAAGUUUCUGUGGGACCAGGAGUUUCUCAUAAAAAACAGCAUGAUAUAAAGAUAGAUGAUGCAAGUAAACAAUGUUAUAUAUCAAAUAAUGCUGCAGAAAAAUUGGCACAACCAGAUUUUAAUUCUAUCUUAUGUAUCUUUAAUAAACUUAAGGAAAUUAAACAACAUAAGGUUAUCAGAAAUAUUAAUCAUUUAUCAUCUGUACAGAAGAAUCUUUUAAAUGAAAAGAUUUCUACUGUACUGGAUUUUCCAUUGGAUGAAGCAAUUUUUAACAAUUUAGUGGAUUUGAACAUAGAAGAUAAACAAAUGCCCACUAUUAUACGGAGCAAGGAUCCAGAACCACGACAAAAGGAUGUUGCACCCAAACUUUCUGACUUCUUUGUACCUGAAUAUACAAAAGAUGUCUGCACACUGAUACAUAUUAAAUCUCGUGCUUCAAAAAUUAAUGAGGAUUGGAAUAUUUUUAAAAUUAGUAAUAAAAUACUUGAUUGGAGACAUAGUUUGGAUGAUGUACGAUAAUGUAUUUAUACCAUUUGAUAACUUAUAUAAAUAUUAUAAAC
Messenger RNA from Harpegnathos saltator (Jerdon's jumping ant), 1535 nucleotides. RefSeq lists its product as uncharacterized. NCBI's taxonomy places the organism in Eukaryota, Metazoa, Arthropoda, Insecta, Hymenoptera, Formicidae. The record is from RefSeq and is a predicted model, not a curated record. Bases 172 to 1494 code for a protein of 440 amino acids. The transcript is spliced from 2 exons.